AUGAACAGCGCGAAUGAUGGCUCAGUCAAAAAGUACGUGUCCCAGCGACGUACGGUGGAUAUGAGCUCGCCCUAUGAUCGGUUGUAUUUCUACAAGAAGCAUGCCAUUCCCCUGCGGACAAUACAGCCAGAGUCCACCUAUACGGCAGACAUUAUGCCGCCAGACGCCUACCGGGAUCACCGACGUGUGCUUAAUAUCCCAACCAAGUUCACACAUCUGUCGUCGAACAAAGUGAAGCACGUGAUCCCUGCCAUUACAUGGACCCCGGAGGGCCGGCGGCUAGUCGUGGCAACUUACAGCGGCGAGUUCUCGCUGUGGAAUGGCUCGUCAUUCAACUUCGAGAGUAUCAUGCAGGCUCAUGAUUCGGCGGUUACGGUUAUGCAGUACUCUCACGCUGGCGACUGGCUAAUCAGCGGAGACGCGGACGGGACAAUCAAAAUCUGGCAGCCCAACUUUAACAUGGUGAAGGUGCUCGACCGUGCGCAUACGGAAUGUAUGCGCGAUAUCUCCUUCAGUUACAGCGACCAGAAGUUUGUCACCUGUUCCGACGACAACGUCUUGAAGAUCUGGAACUUCAGCAAUGGUCAGCAAGAACGAGUGCUCUCCGGCCAUCACUGGGACGUCAAAAGCUGCGACUGGCAUCCCAAGAUGGGAUUGAUUGUGUCCGGAUCGAAGGACAACCUGAUCAAGCUGUGGGACCCGCGAACAGGCCGCAACGUAUCAACCAUACUGGGACUGAAGCAUACCGUUAUAAAAACUAAGUUCCAGCCCACACAAGGCAACCUUCUCGCGGUUGUCUCCAAGGACAAGAGCAUCAAAAUCUACGAUAUGAGGCAGCAUAUGCGUGAACUGCAGACCAUCCGUGACGACAUGGACUAUAUGUCCCUUUCGUGGCAUCCAAUUAACGAAACCAUAUUUUCCGUGGGCUGCUACAAUGGUGCAAUCAAGCAUUUUGAUCUCUUGCAUGAUAAUAGCAACUCGACCCCCGCAUGUCACACAAUACCAUAUGCACAUGAAAAGUCGGUGACAUCUCUGGCCUACAGUCCUGUCGGCCAUAUACUGGCUAGCGCGGCAAAAGAUAGAACUAUCCGUUUCUGGGCUCGCUCUAGACCAGUGGACCCCAACGCCUUUGACGACCCUACCUACAAUAAUAAAAAAGUCAAUGCUUGGUAUUUUGGUAUUAACAACAAUAUCAACGCAGUCCGUCCCAAAACGGAACAUGGUAUCGCAUUACCCCCUGCUAACGAGACCAACCUGGGGACCCCACAGCCUUCUAUACUGGGAUCUGAGAGCAUUGCUGCAAAUAAUGGCAAUGUGCCUGCCUCUGGUUUGCCGGGUUUAAGCUUUUAA
Molecule: messenger RNA, 1350 nt
Organism: Eremothecium gossypii ATCC 10895
Lineage: Eukaryota; Fungi; Ascomycota; Saccharomycetes; Saccharomycetales; Saccharomycetaceae
Gene: PFS2
Product: cleavage polyadenylation factor subunit PFS2
Exons: 1
Coding region: 1-1350 (449 amino acids)
Cellular component (GO): mRNA cleavage and polyadenylation specificity factor complex
Molecular function (GO): protein binding
Source: RefSeq, marked provisional